AUGGCCUCCAAGGUAUCCAUCAUUUCAACAUGGACAGUUAAAGCUGCUGGAGGGAGUCAGCACCAUACAGAUAAUUGUAAGAUUAUUGAGUUGACACCAUGGGACAUUCUUGCUCUUCAAAUUGACUAUGCGCAAAGUGGACUCCUCUAUCCCAUGCCUACAUUGGAACAAGUAAGAGAUGUAUCAAAAUCAACUAAUACUACUUCCUUAAUUGAUCAUCUUAGAGUUUCACUAUCCCGAGCUUUAGAUUUCUACCCUCCAUUCUGUGGCCGCCUUGAGGCAAUCACAGAACAAAGUGGAACCACUUCUUUCGUCAUUAACUGUAACAAUGCUGGCGUUCAGUUCAACCAUGCGAUAGCUGAUGGUGUUACAAUUCGCGACAUCAUGGAAUCAAAUUGCGUUCCUCAUGUGGUACGCGAUUUCUUCUCACUAAAUGGAGUCCAAAACCAAGAGGCUAUCUCCCAAUUACCUUGUUUGGCUGUGCAAGUAACAGAGCUUGUGGAUGGCAUUUUCAUUGGUAGCACAUGUAAUCACGUGGUAGUAGAUGGAACUUCUUUUUGGAAUUUUUACAAUUCUUGGGCUGAGUUAUCUCGCGGUUUUAAUGUCAUCUCAAAAAUCCCCUUUUUGAAACGUGAAUUCCCUUUCAAAAUUGACCGUUUCUCUAAUCGGAUUUCUAUACCAAAUGAAAUGGUGAAUUCAAGUGACAAACUCAUACCACCAGCAGUACAAAUGCUGCGAGAAAAGGUAUUUCACUUUACCAAAGAAAAUGUCUCCAAGUUAAAAGCAACGGCCAAUCAUGAAAUGAACACCACAAAGAUUUCUUCUCUUCAAGCUGUGUUGGCUCACGUUUGGCGAUCCGUGAUACGUUGUCGUCGUCUCGAUCACAACCAAGAAACUACUUUUGAGGUAUCCAUUAACAUGAGGGAAAAACUGAAUCCUCCAUUACCAGAAGGGUACUUUGGGAAUGCAAUUUACCCUGUUACCAUAACGAUCAAAACGGGAGAACUGCUGGAGCACGGAUUCGGAUGGGCUGCUUUGCAAAUUAAUGAGUCCAUUGCUUCCCAUGACCAUGAAAAAUUGAAGUGCAUAUACGAGAAUUGGAUGAAGGACCCUGAGGUACAAAAAUUGGGUGAUUUGCCAAGCAAUUACUUUAUGCUGCACAACUCUCCGCGAUUCGAUUUUUAUAAGUAUGAUUUUGGUUGGGAAAAGCCAAUUGCACAUAGAAGUGGUGUGGGAAACAUGUUAGAUGGGAAAAUAACAGUGUCACCAGGACUAGAAGAAGGGAGCAUAAUUGUUGAAAUUUGCCUUUCUUCAGAGAUAAUAAAAGCAUUGGAGGAAGACAUAAUAUUUGGGGAGUUUGUGAACACUACACCAAUUGUUGGUGUGGAUCGAACAAUUCGAGCUCGUAUUUAACUGCUUUUUAUGUUUUAUUUUCUUGU
This is a messenger RNA of Solanum verrucosum, 1439 nucleotides long. RefSeq lists its product as uncharacterized. The record is from RefSeq and is a predicted model, not a curated record. The transcript has a single exon. Bases 1 to 1413 code for a protein of 470 amino acids. Lineage: Eukaryota; Viridiplantae; Streptophyta; Magnoliopsida; Solanales; Solanaceae.